UUUCUGUGAUCUCUGACUUUUAUGUUUAUUUGUUGUCCUGUGAGUUUACAUUUUCCUUACUAGUUUUGAAAAUCCAGGAAAAUGGGAGAUUUCAAAGUGAUAACUCCUGACUUCGUAAAUCUCCAAAUUUCAACAUCAAAGAAUGAUAUAUCUUUUUCUGAGAAACGUUUUCCUAAAGGAAUUACUGUUGCAGAUCUCAAGUCAAAGUUGGAACUCAUGACCGGAGGGAGCUGUUCAACAAUGCAACUAGAGGUUUUUGAUAAAGAUGAUAAAUUUGUAUGCGGUCUAACUGAUGAUAACCAAUUAUUGGGAGCUUAUCCUGUAGAUUGUGGAAUGAGAUUACAUGUGGUUGAUAAAUUUUUGUUGAAGAAUGAAUUAGAGUCAGGUGAUAUAGAAAAAUUUGAGCUGAGUGAUGAACAAUACUCCAAAAAAUCAGAUACUGUCAGGUCAUUCUUACAGAGGAACAAAUUAGGUCAGUAUAAUGCAGAUAAUAAAGAGAAAAAAGAAAAACUUGAAGCUGAAGAAAAAAGUCUAGCAGAGAACCUAGUUUGUAAUUCUAGAUGUAAGGUGACUAUACCUAAUGCUUCACCUAGGCUUGGCACUAUAAAAUAUGUGGGAAAAGUAGAGGGUUUGGCAGGCUUUUGGGUUGGCAUUCAUUAUGAUGAACCCUUAGGAAAGCAUAAUGGAAUGUAUAAUGGAAAGCAGUAUUUUGAAUGCCCAGAUAAGUAUGGAGCUUUUGUUAAACCAUUCAGUGUCACAAUGGGUGAUUUUCCUGAGGAGGAUUAUGAUCUGAAUGAGGAGCUUUAAAUUGUUACAAUUUCCAUGUAUUUUUAUUUAUAUCGCACAGUCAUUGAAAUCUAUAAUAAAAAUUAGAAUAUUA
Messenger RNA from Coccinella septempunctata (seven-spotted ladybird), 880 nucleotides. It is a transcript of the gene TBCB, whose product is annotated as tubulin-folding cofactor B. The coding region runs from base 82 to 807 and encodes 241 amino acids. Gene Ontology annotation, molecular function: alpha-tubulin binding; microtubule plus-end binding. The transcript is spliced from 4 exons. The record is from RefSeq and is a predicted model, not a curated record. Lineage: Eukaryota; Metazoa; Arthropoda; Insecta; Coleoptera; Coccinellidae. Gene Ontology annotation, cellular component: microtubule plus-end; nucleus; cytoplasm. Gene Ontology annotation, biological process: post-chaperonin tubulin folding pathway; cytoplasmic microtubule organization; tubulin complex assembly.